AUGCAAAAACCAGAGUAUGAGUUUUCCUUUGAGAUGGAUGAAGAAACCAAUGUGAAAAAACAACAUCAUAUCCAGGAAGGGACUGAACCAUGGGAAGACAGUUUGGAUUUGGUAGGAGAGAGCAACUUGGGAAAUGCCAUCAUCUCAUCCUAUGAGAUGUCAGCCCCGUCUGACACAGAAACACAACUGUACCCUGCCAGCAUGCAGAAGCAGAGUGUAAGGGGUCACCCACAUCUUCUGAAAGUUCCUUCAGAGGAAAAUGAUGAGGAAGACAACAUACCUUGCCAAUUUGUCAGAUAUGCUCCAGGAAGGAUUUCUACUUCUCCCUCCCUGAGGAGACUGAGGAAAAGUGCACUGUCAGUAUCUCAAAUAUUUGCACUCCAGGGUGGCACUGAAAACCCAAGGUUGGACAACCAAUCUGAGUCUUAUCUUCCUAUUUGCCAAAGUCCACCUCCAUUUUCUGACAACUUCUUUUUCUCAGAAGCCUUCAUGCACACACAUUCCUUGUCACAGAGAGAAAACUCUGCUUCCAUGGACACCACACCAAUCCUACCACGUCAUGAAGAAAAUGAUCAUAGUGGUGAUCAGCCUUUGCAGAAUGCUGUGUCAAUCAGCUCUUCUUCUGAGGGAGAACAGAAUUCUCAGGAAUGUAUUCAGAAAUUAGAUUCCAAUAAGGCAAGUCUGUAUAACUCUGCAGAGCGCAGACAUAGCUCAGUGGUGGUGAGUCUGCCUGGACUCGAGGUGUUCCCAGGAGACCUGCUGAUAUCAGACAGUGCAGCAGAAUUCCUUUAUCAUUCAACAUCACUGCAAAGUGCAGGUAUAUUAACUCUGUGGUUUAGUAGAGACAGACAUAAAGAAGCAUUAGACCUGGAAAACUGUUUGUCUACUGUAACCAUCAAGACCUCGGAGUACAGCAGCUAUGAAUUUCACAGUGUUAAGGAUAAAGGCUGGCAUGAAAUAAUGAUGCUGUAUCAAGUUGAACCAAAAGCCAAUGAAGAUCAGAUAGACACAAAGAAGAAAGAAGCAGUAUGGGAGCUCUUCACAACUGAAUGCACAUAUUUUCUUGACCAUCUACUGGUUCUUAGAAUGGUUUUUAUGAAUACAUUAAAGUACCUGCAAAGCAAGGAAUUCCUGUCAGAUGUGAUUCCAAGGCUACUUUUUGCAAACUUGGAAGAGUUAAACCAGGUAAGCCUUGGUUUUGCGACCAGUUUCUUUAAUGUUAUAAAGGAUCACCUUGUCAAGCCUACGUCCUCCUUAGAGUUCAUCUCUGUGCUUACAAAGUAUUUCCAAGGGAAUCUGUGUCAGUGUCUCCAGAUAUACUGUCUUAAUUACACCUCCACAGUCUUUUACUUGGAAAAGCUGAAGAAAAGAGAAGAUUUCGGGACCUAUUUGAAAUGGUGUGAACAAAACAAACAAUGCAAACGACGGCAUCUGUCAGAACUGCUGGUUGCACCUUUGCACAGAUUGACUCGCUAUCCCCUUCUCCUGGAGAACAUCUGGAAAAAGGCUGGUCCAGAGGAGAGAGCAGUCAUUUGUUCAAUUAAGGCGAAGGUGGAAAAAUCUAUAAGGGACUUGGAAGGUAAAGUGAAAUGGCUGGAUAAUUUCCAGAAAUUCAAACAGCUUCAGGAAAUUAUAAUUUGGCCUCCACUUUGGGAUCAAGCUAAAAGAUUUUUUGUUCCUGAGAGUCUUAAAUUCAUAUUAAGGGACAACCCAAAAGAAAGCAUCUUGUCGCCUACAAAGAGAUACCUUCUUCACGAAGGGAGAUUAACUCUUGCAGAACAUACAAGACUCAUUGACAUCUACUUGUUUUUAUUCGACGAUUUGCUUUUGAUUACAAAACUUAACCGGCACAAAAAGAAAUCUGCAUGUUCCAACAUGAGUUUAAUACCUGUCUGCCCUUUCUUCACACCCGAGUUGCAAUCUUUGCUUGAAGAAGGUGGUUCUUGCACAGUGCUGAACCAGCCUAUUCCAUUAGACAGGCUGAUUGUAAAAAACAUUGAUUCAGUCCACGUAACAGUUUUAGGACUACGAAACACUUUUCUAAUACAGCAAGAAAACCAGUAUCAACAGUGCAUAGCAGCUUUCUUAAUACAAGCACAGUCUGAGUCAGUCAAGAAAACAUGGAUGUCACAGAUGGAGACUGCGAUGUCAGAUUAUGCAAAGAGACACACAACCCCCCAAAACUCAUUUUUAAGCUUACCAGCUGAAUCAACUGAAAUUUAA
Molecule: messenger RNA, 2223 nt
Organism: Gekko japonicus
Lineage: Eukaryota; Metazoa; Chordata; Lepidosauria; Squamata; Gekkonidae
Gene: PLEKHG7
Product: pleckstrin homology and RhoGEF domain containing G7
Exons: 16
Coding region: 1-2223 (740 amino acids)
Biological process (GO): Rho protein signal transduction
Molecular function (GO): guanyl-nucleotide exchange factor activity
Source: RefSeq, a predicted model, not a curated record